Messenger RNA from Carcharodon carcharias (great white shark), 455 nucleotides. Its product is annotated as sialic acid-binding Ig-like lectin 16. Gene Ontology annotation, cellular component: cell-cell junction. NCBI's taxonomy places the organism in Eukaryota, Metazoa, Chordata, Chondrichthyes, Lamniformes, Lamnidae. The coding region runs from base 81 to 455 and encodes 124 amino acids. Gene Ontology annotation, molecular function: cell adhesion molecule binding. The transcript is spliced from 3 exons. The record is from RefSeq and is a predicted model, not a curated record. Gene Ontology annotation, biological process: cell-cell adhesion.
UCCUGGGCAGUUCCCAGUCUCUGCCCAUUAGAAUUCCCACUGAAUACACACCACAGAAUCUCUCAAUUACUUCUCUUGAUAUGAUUAACGCUUCAUGGAUCAAUAUAAUUGAGGGGAAUUCUGCAGUGAUCAUCUGCUAUGUCGAGAGCUUCCCAGCUUCUAAUCUGACGUGGCGACAUCUUAAUGUCCCAAUGAACAGAACAAGUUCCAACAAUGAGCUGUGGUUGGUGAUUCCUCACGUUACAUCCAGGGACACUGGAGACUAUCAGUGUGUGGCAGAGAAUGAACAUGGAGCAGUGGAGAGGUUCAUAACCAUCACUGUGGAAUAUGCCCCACAGAAUCUCUCAAUUACUUCUCUUGAUAUGAUUAACGCUUCAUCGAUCAAUAUAAUUGAGGGGAAUUCUGCAGUGAUAAUCUGCUCUGUCGAGAGCUUCCCAGCUUCUAACCUGACGUGA